AUGUCAGAUGACUGGUGGUCAGAAGCAGGAGACCCUAAGGCUACGAGACCUUCUGGUGAAGACGAGAACGAGAACCCUGCAAUUGUCGUAGACCAUGGCGACUUGCACGAAGCUGCGCAGGGAGAUCGGAAAGAGGAGGAUGACAUAAGCACGGAUAACCACGUGACUCAGCAGGCUUCAGGCGCGCUUCCGUGGCUCGACUUUGCUUCUCAACUCAGUGCAGGACCGGCUUUCGUCUCCUCGACCUCGUGUAUCGCGUACGCCGUCUCCAUCUUGCCUAGCGACGCAUUCAGUUAG
Molecule: messenger RNA, 297 nt
Organism: Monascus purpureus
Lineage: Eukaryota; Fungi; Ascomycota; Eurotiomycetes; Eurotiales; Aspergillaceae
Source: the annotation of a GenBank genome assembly